This is a messenger RNA of Lineus longissimus, 4790 nucleotides long. Its product is annotated as cell division cycle and apoptosis regulator protein 1-like. The transcript is spliced from 20 exons. The coding region runs from base 123 to 3689 and encodes 1188 amino acids. Gene Ontology annotation, cellular component: nucleus. The record is from RefSeq and is a predicted model, not a curated record. Gene Ontology annotation, biological process: regulation of DNA-templated transcription. NCBI's taxonomy places the organism in Eukaryota, Metazoa, Nemertea, Pilidiophora, Heteronemertea, Lineidae.
CGAUAAAAGACAUGGCCGCCUGAUUUUCUCGAUUUUUGGUCUUUUGUCUUUGAAAAUCAAUGAACUAAGAAGAACUGUAGACAUUUGUUGUGUUUGUAAAGUUCACAUCAUUAGAGAUAACCAUGUCAUCAUUUGGAGGUGGAGCUAAAAACCCACCGUGGGCAAGAAAUGUUUCUGUCCCCACAGCUGGUGCCCAGGGGCUUGGUGCAACCAGCCUCGCUGGACAAGUGAGCAACCAGGUGUUGGCCCAGCCUGGUGUUGUUGCUUCUCCUGCAGUGUAUAGCUUAGGGAAUACACAGGCUCUUCAGCAGACAUAUGCACCACAGCCCACACAGCAAAUGGGUGCUGUUGGACUUGGUCAGGUCCCGGUCACUACUGUUACACCAGCUGUAGCUUUGCCAAAUCCAGGCAUAGCUAUCCCAACCACAUUGGCUACAAGUCAGGUGGCGACAGUCAGUUAUCCCACGCCUCGUCUUGCUCAAGCUCAGACGAAGCAACGCGUGUUCACAGGCGUCGUUACCAAACUACAUGACACUUUUGGAUUUGUGGAUGAAGACGUGUUUUUCCAGCUUUCAUGUGUCAAGGGGAGCCAACCUAAAGUUGGGGAUCGGGUGCUGGUGGAAGCAACAUACAAUGCUAACAUGCCAUUCAAGUGGAAUGCCUCUAGAAUACAACUUUUGCCAAAUCAGAAUCCAGGGAUGGGGUCUGGCUAUGGAAUGAAGCCUUCCCCAAUGCCUCCGAGAGAGAGCUUUGGCAAUUCAUUGAACCCGAAUCAAUAUGGAGGACCACCACCUCAAGUCCCACCACUUAUGUCACAGACUCCACAGCCAGGACCUGGUUUCCGAGGAAAUUAUCAUGGCGAUGGUAGUGGAAUGCAGCGACCAGACCGUGGAAAUAAUCGUGAGAGAGGUCCAGGACCUGGGCGUUACGAGCGAGAUCGUGAUCGACAUCAUGACAGACCACCACGUCCACCACGCCAGACCUCGGGAGGGCCACCGCCUCAACCAGAACGUGAGCGAGAAAGAGAGCGUGAACGAGAGCGUGAACGUGAGCGAGAUCGUGAACGUGAGCGUGAAAAGGAGAGACGAUCACCAAGGAAGCGUUCCAGGUCUCCUAGUCUGAGGUCAAGGUCACCACGCCCCCGCAGUCCAGCGCGGUCAAGGAGAACAAGAAUUGCACCAAGAUAUAUGGUCCAAAUCCCAAAGAUUACUCUUGAUACUUCUGUGGCUAGUGUAAUCUCUUUGAAAUCACGCUACCAAAAUAUGUACAUUCCCAGCGACUUUUUCAAUGCCUCCUUCACAUGGACGGAUGCGUUCCCCCUGCACAGGUCAUUCAAUCUGAACAACUCCUGUGGCUUCCAUGUCAUGCAUAAAGAGGUUACUCCAUUGGAGCCAAAUAAUGCUGUCCUUGAGCCAAAUGAUGCAGAUCAUUUAUUUAGUGCUAAGGUGAUGUUGCUCACGUUGCCAAGUCUUCAAGAUAUGUACCACAAAUCCUGCGCCCUGACAGAAGACACCGCAGAGGCCCGGGAAUCAUUCCAACAUCCGACUCGUCUGGUCCAAUUCCUUAUUGGCUUGAAGGGAAAGGGCGAGCCAAUGGCCAUUGGGGGCCCAUGGUCACCAACAUUAGACGGUGCCAACCCGAAGGAAGACCCUCGAGUAUUGAUUAACACAGCUAUAAGGACGACCAAGGCUUUGACUGGUGUAGACCUGAGCCACUGCACACAAUGGUACCGAUUUGCAGAGAUCCGCUACCACAGGCCCGAAGAGAUGCACAAAGGGCGGCUGGUCCCUGCCAGAGUUGAAACCGUUGUACUUUUUCUACCCGACGUGUGGAGCUGUAUCCCGUCUCGACUAGACUGGGAAGGUCUGCAGGCAGCAUACAAAAAGCAGCUACAGGUUAAAACGGAGGACAACAAGGAGGACUCAACACAGGAAGACGAAGAUGAGGAGGGUGGGAGCUCCGAGGAGAAAAAGGAGCCAUCCCAUUAUUCAGAACUUGAUCCGAAGACCCUUAAGGUCACAAGUAUGCGACAUGAACUUGAGGCGAGGGGGUUGAAUUCUAAAGGCUUGAAGUCUCAACUGAUAGCCCGUCUGACCAAGGCCCUAAGGUCAGAGCAGGAGAAAGAAGAGGAAGAGGCAGAGAAGAAGGAAGAGGAGCCAGAUGAGGAGAAGGAAUUGGAGAAUAAAAAGGAAAGAGAAGAACGGGAACUAGAACGACAGAAACGAGAGGAAGAAGAAAAGAAGCGACGUGAAGAACGUGAAAAAGUGGUCCGUGAACGCCGCUAUGUGCUGCCAGACAAUCCAGCAAUAAUCAUUCAUCCAUCGACUGUGGCCAAGAGUGGCAAGUUUGACUGUACUGUCAUGUCUCUUAGUGUUCUACUCGACUAUAGACCAGAGGACAAUAAGGAACACUCAUUUGAGGUGUCCCUAUUUGCCGAGCUGUUCAAUGAGAUGCUUAUGCGUGAUUUCGGCUUUCACAUUUACAAACAUUUGGUGAGUUUACCUGAGUCAGUCAAGGAGGAGGAGAAAGAGAAGGAGAAGGAGAAGAAGGAUGAGAAGGAACGCUCAUGUAGCAAGGAAAAGGAGCCAUCAACGAAGCGAAGGAAGACGGAUGAUGAGGAGAAGGAGAAAUCUGUUGAGAAAGAUGAGAAGAAGAAAGGAGAUGAUGAUGAGGAAGAGAUGGAACAUGAUGGGAACAAAGAGGAUGAGGAUGACGAUGAUAGGAAGAAGAAAGAGAAGGAGAAAGAUAAAGAUCGUAAGAAGGACCGCGAUAGGGACCGUGAGCGAGAGAAGGACAAGGACAAGAAGAAAGAGAAGGAGAAAAUCAAAUAUUACACGGCAGAUCCUGGCCUGCUUCUGUCGUAUGUCUACUUCGACCAGACACACUGCGGCUAUAUACUUGCUACUGAUGUAGAGGAGAUAAUCCAUACACUUGGAUUAAUACUGUCACGAUCUCAGGUGAAAAAACUUGUCCAGAAGGUUGCGACGCGAGAUUCUGUGAUGUAUCGCAAGCUGACUGACAAGCCUGUCAAGGAAAACGACAAGACUCCCGCUGAAGGCGACAAAUCAAUCAAGGAGGGUGAGGAAGAAGCGAAAGAGGAAGGUAAACCAGAGGAAAUUGUUAAAGAAGAAGUCAAAGUGGAAAAGGUUGAGGAACCAGAUGAAUAUGCUUUAGCUAGAGGUAACAAAGUGCUGUUUGACAAUCCAAACAUUAAAGAAGAGAUUGCGGAGGAUGGUACUGUCAUUAAAAAGGAGGAAGUGGAGGCCCCGGUCGUUGAGCAGAAGCCAACGUUCAGCCUUAGCGGUCUUGUGAACUACAUGGGAGCCAUGGUGGAUAUCAGCAGUGUCAUGCAGAGGCUUGAUAAGAGUGAGAAGACGAAAGGAAAGUUGGAAAGUCGCAUUAAGGACUUGCAGGAAGAAUUAGAUGAAAUGAAAUCAAGUUUCAACUCAAGUGAACAGAAUAGUCAGAAGGUGGCCAAUGAGCUUCAGGAUCUCAAAACGAAGCUCAGAGAACAACGCAAGUUGAGCGAAUCGGCAGUUGGCAGUAAUAAGAAAUUUUUUGAUGUGAUGUCGAAGUCCAAAGAUGUACUUCACAAGAUUGUCAGUGACGUUGAAGAUGUUCUCAGUACGGCUGUUGACAGCAAGAAAACUUCUCCUAGGGCUGAGCCCAAAGAAAAUGGAGAUGGUUAGGUUCAAUUCAUGCAUUUUGAGCAAUCAGUUAACUUUCAUCUAGUUUGAAUGGAAUGUGACAGAAUUUCAGGUGCCGUUUCGGGUCCUGCAUGCUGUUGUUGAAGACUUGAAAGUAUAGUGCGAGGCUUUAGGAAAGACUGUAAGACUUUUGAAGGGAUGGUUAUAUUUUUCAAACAGGACAACUUGUGGACAAUCUAAGGUAUCAGUGAAAGACUGAAAGAGUUAUUUGAAACAAAGUCGGUUAUUUCUGAUGGGUACACAAGGAGUGUUUGAGAAAAAGUGAUGUAUUUUUCUAAAACGGUUUAUUUGAAUGAUGUUGACUUCAUGUAAGAGUGCACUAGAAGUCUCUUGAUACAUCAGAGGAUUGAUCACUUGUGUGUAUUUUAUGAAGCGCCAAAUGUUUGAAAUUGUAUGCGAUGACAGUGUAAAUGAGUUGGCAGAUGUUUCGUUGUUACCACAAUGCAUUUAAAAUAACCUUUGGUUUAAAAUCAUGUUAGGACAUAAACAUAUCCUAGUCCAUGUUUUUGCCCACACUUUUUUGCGAUGAUCAAUAUAACUGGUCACAUGCUAUUACAUGUAUGUCUAAAAUAUCUCGAGCAUUGUUUUCACUUGUGUAGACAGGCUUUUGUUUAAAUUCUGCAAUAAUUUCUUAUUUUAACCCGAAGCACCAACAUUUGUAUGAAUAUAUAUAGUAUUUCCCUUUAAACAUGACUGGAAAUCAAUUGAAUUACUUUCAUUGAGAGGCCAUAAACUAAGUACAUUUACAAGGACUUUUUGAUUUUAAAGGUUAACUGGAGUCGAUACUUUCAAAGGAAGUACCCAACAUUCUCACAUGAGGUAUGAUAAACAUGUGCAUUCAAUGACAUGAGGAGUGUGUGGUUUUUCUGUUUGGACCAAAUAGGCCUAUCAUUAUCAUCACAGAGAAAAGCUUUAAGUACUUUACUGUACUUUGUGCCAAUAUUAGACUCCCAUUCAACUGUGUUACAAUGACAGUGCUUCUAGUUUUUCAUAUCAUCCUUUUUUUGAAAACAUUUAUUACAUGUGCAUGUUUCAUAUUAACUUCAUCCUCUUUAAUCAUGAAAUAAAGUAUUGUAGAUUAAA